Molecule: messenger RNA, 9591 nt
Organism: Centropristis striata (black sea bass)
Lineage: Eukaryota; Metazoa; Chordata; Actinopteri; Perciformes; Serranidae
Gene: ncor1
Product: nuclear receptor corepressor 1
Exons: 46
Coding region: 189-7418 (2409 amino acids)
Biological process (GO): negative regulation of transcription by RNA polymerase II
Molecular function (GO): nuclear thyroid hormone receptor binding; transcription corepressor activity
Source: RefSeq, a predicted model, not a curated record
CUUCAGUGUGCCCAGUCGUCCACAGCUCACAACCCGCGGAUUUACAAUCAACAAUUGACACAUAUUUCUGCCCAGGGAUACCUUUCAUUCCCAUCGGUAUAUUUUCUAAAUAUGAGGUGGUUCGUGUCUCCAACCAUGGUCUAGCUAAAACCUCUGGAGCAGCAGCAGCCCGCUAGCACUGAGCCAGGAUGUCCAGUAGCUCGGGCUACCCCCCCAGCCAGGGGAGCUUCAGCAGCGAGCAGGGCCGCUACCCAUCACAUUCUGUCCAGUACACCUUCACUGGCGCACGCCACCAACAGGAUUUCACCGUCCCAGACUACCGGACUCACAUGCAAGAUCCACAAGGUCGAAGAAGACCGUCUUUACUGUCUGAAUUCCACCCUGGAACUGAACGGCCUCCAGAGAGACGCCAUGGUUACGAACAGCAGUUUCACUCCAUCUCAGCCCAGUCUGAGCAUGAUGCCUUGGAGGCUAAACGGCCUCGCAUGGAGACUGUUUCUGAGUCCCACAUCACCCGCACGGCUCCCUCCGCCGGGGGUAUCGUCCUGCCCUUAACUCACACAGUACAGGACAGCCUAAGAGCCACUGUGGAGGUCAAAAAGGAGUCUCAGUUUACUGUCAAAGUGGAGUCCCCGUCCACAGGAGGUCCAUCACUACACAUGGGUGAUGAUCAGGACGGUUCUCCUUCCAAACUAUCCAAGGAGGAGCUGAUCCAGAGUAUGGACCGUGUGGACCGGGAGAUUGCUAAAGUGGAGCAGCAGAUUUUCAAGCUGAAGAAAAAGCAGCAACAACUGGAGGAGGAAGCAGCAAAGCCAGUGGAGCCAGAAAAGCCAGUGACCCCUCCCCCAGUGGAGCACAAGCAUCGCAGCAUAGUCCAGAUCAUCUACGACGAGAACAGGAAAAAAGCUGAAGAGGCCCAUAAAAUACUGGAAGGUCUUGGCCCUAAGGUCGAGCUGCCCCUCUACAAUCAGCCAUCAGACACAAAGGUGUACCAUGACAACAUCAAGACCAACCAAGUCAUGAGGAAGAAGCUGAUAUUGUUUUUUAAGAGGAGGAACCAUGCUCGUAAACAAAGGGAACAGAAGAUCUGCCAGCGAUACGACCAGCUGAUGGAAGCGUGGGAGAAGAAGGUGGAGCGGAUGGAGAACAACCCAAGACGCAAAGCCAAGGAGAGCAGAACCCGGGAGUACUAUGAAAGGCAAUUCCCUGAGAUCCGUAAGCAGAGAGAGCAGCAGGAGCGCUUCCAGAGGGUCGGACAAAGAGGAACGGGCCUUUCUGCAACAAUUGCAAGAAGCGAGCAUGAGAUUUCUGAAAUCAUAGAUGGCCUUUCUGAGCAGGAGAACAACGAGAAACAGAUGAGACAACUGUCAGUCAUCCCUCCUAUGAUGUACGACUCUGAGCAGAGGCGAGUGAAGUUUAUCAACAUGAACGGCUUGAUGGAUGACCCAAUGAAGGUGUACAAAGCCCGCCAGUUCAUGAAUGUUUGGACCGAACACGAAAAGGAGAUCUUUAAGGAGAAGUUUGUCCAACACCCCAAGAACUUUGGCCUGAUUGCCUCUUAUCUGGAAAGAAAGUGUGUUGCUGACUGUGUCCUUUAUUACUACUUGACCAAGAAGAACCAAAACUACAAGACGUUGGUGAGGCGAAAUUAUGGAAAACGGAGAGGAAGGAACCAGCAAAUAACACGUCCCUCACAAGAAGACAAGUCACAAGACGACAAAAACGAAGAGGACAAAUCUGAGAAAUCUGAGAAAAAAGAGGACGAGGAAAAGAAGGACGAGGAAGAGAAAGAUGAAAAGGAGGAUCCCAGGGACAUUGGCAAGGACAAAGACAAGUGUGACGGUGGGGAGGACGAGGACGGAAAGGAGCAAAACACGCCGCGUGGCAGGAAGACUGCCAACAGCCAGGGCCGCCGUAAGGGAAGGGUCACCACACGCUCCAUGGCCAAUGAGGCUGCAUCUGUGGCGGCUGAGGAGGCACCUCCCCCUGCCCCGGAGCCUGCCUUGCCAGAUCCUCCGCAGCUCCCCAAGUCUGAUCCAAUGCAGAAGUCCAUGAAGGAGCCUGCAAAACCCCAGACUCCAGUAGCUUCCAUGGAUGCUAAUAAAGCUGGUGCUGGUGAAACCGGAGAAACUUCUCGCUGGACCGAGGAGGAGAUGGAGGUCGCCAAAAAAGGGCUAGUUGAGCAUGGGCGAAACUGGCCUGCCAUUGCCAAAAUGGUGGGUACCAAAAGCGAGGCACAGUGCAAGAAUUUCUAUUUCAACUACAAGAGACGUCACAACCUGGACAACCUGCUCCAGCAGCAUAAGCAGGACACACGGCGGGCUCGUGCUGAUAGGUCUCAAGGUGAAGGUCUAGCCACAGCGUCACCUGAUGAUGACGAUGAUGAUGACAAUGCAGAUGACAGUGAAGGCGGUGACAACAGCUCUGAUACAGAGAGUGCUCCCUCUCCCUCUCAGUCUGGCGACUCCAAGAGGGCAGACAGCAGUGCGGGAGAUGCUCAUUGCUCUGAGCAGGACAAAGGUCAGCCCAGUAACGGAAAGGCCCUGGAGCCCUUGUAUGGAGGACUCUGUGUCAAGGAAGAGAAGAGCCCAGAGAGUGAGACUGGAUCUCAGGAGGACAAGACCAGGAUGCAGUACGCAGGCUCAGUGCAUCCAAAAACUGAACCUCAGGAUGUGGACAUGAAGAGCGGAGAGGUUCAGGUCAAGAUGGAGCCUGAGAUCAAGGAGAGAGGAGAAAAGGGAGAUCACGGCGAGAGGCACAGGGAGCUCCACUCAGAUAAUGACUCCAGCGCCACCUGCAGUGCUGACGAGGAUGGGGAAGCAGAGCCUGAAAGACAGAGAAUAUUCUCCAUGGAAAAGCCUUCAAUGCUCAACCCUUCAGGCUCUGUCCUGGUGUCCUCACCCAAACAAACCCAACUCAACAUCCAGCAGAUGCAGGAGCGGGCAGCUGCUAUCCCACCUAUGGUGCCUGGUCAUUUUGGCCCUGGUGGUGUGCCCAUCAGUGGCUUUGCCAUGUUGCAGCACCAGAUCAAAGCAGUGCACGACUCAGCGCACCAAGAAGAGAAGCAGAGGCAGGAUCAGGGAGUCCUAGAGCGCAGACCGCCCUUCAACACCCGCAGUCCCACUGUAAUAGACAGAGAUGGUAAGCCCUUAACCUACAUGCCUUAUGACAUGAAGCUGGCUCUGGACCAGGAGGCCCUCUCUGGUCGGCCAGGCUCUCCCUACAGACUCUCCCCCAGGGAGCUGAGCAGGGCCUCACCCCAGCCUGACCCCAACGCCCCCAAUGUCUCCCGCUACAGUGUGCCACCAGUUCUCCACCCUGCCCCCAACCAGCUGGUCCAAAGUAUGCAAGAUGGAGUCCGGGUGACGUUCAGCAGACCCAGCCGACCUCCCAACAUUCCCUCUCCUCCUCCACUCAUUCCAACCACCAAGCCCACGGACAAGCCCUCCUUCAUCCAAGGAGGCUCCAUCUCCCAGGGAACCCCUGGCACAUACCUGUCCCAUGCCGUCUAUGGGCCAGAGGCGACUAAGAGCAGCGGGGGCUCCAUCUCUCUGGGUCGGCCUCGGCAGCAGGAUCCUAACAAGCCUGGAGCUGCAGUUCCAUCCAUACAGGAUGGCAGAGGCAACCAAGUGAAGAUGGGCGACGGUCAGGCUGUGAGAGGAUCAAUCACUCAGGGCACACCAGCCCUGCCCCAGUCCAGUAUUGCCGCAGACCUCCUGAAGAGCACAAUCACAAAGCUGGCCACAGAGGACCUGAGCAGCUCAGACAAGGCGCGGGGAGAACAGCUGUCUAAGGGUCAGGUCAUCUAUGAAGGCAAGAUUGGUCACAUCCUCUCCUAUGAAGCUAUCAAGAACCCUCGAGAAAACACCCGCAGCCCCAGAACAGGCCAUGAGCUCAAGCGCUCUUACGACAUGAUGGAGGGGCCGAUGGGCAGGGGACACCCUGGCAGGGAAGGAGCUCCAUUUGAGGGACUGAUGAGCAGAGCCUUGCCCAGAGAAGGUGUACAUGGAGAUUCUCAGGAAAGACCAAUGAUGACAGGAUCUAUCAUGCAAGGAACACCUAGAACCGCUGCGGAGACUUAUGAAGAUGCCAUGAAAUAUGGAAAACAGAUAAAGCGAGAGAGCCCACCGAUCCGCUCCUUCGAAGGAGGUAUUGGCAAGGGCAAGCCCUACGAGGGAGGCAAUACUAUCAAAGAAAUGGGACGCUCCAUUCACGAAAUCCCCAGACAAGAUCAGUCCGGCCUGGACAUCUGCAAGACCCCUGAGCUGGACAGGAGGGUUAUGGAGGGAUCCAUGUCCCAGAUUCACCCUCUCAACCAGUCGGCUAUCAAGCACAAUGUCAAGCCCCUCAUCACCAGUCCUGCUAAGCUUCCCCACAACAUGCCCCAGCUCGAGGCCAUGGAACGAGCCAAAUACGAAGAGGGCAAGGCAGUCCGCCACACUGUGGUCAACUCCACCGCCUCUGUCCUGCGCUCCACACAUCAGGAGGCCAACAAAUCCCAGCUUAGCCCAAGCAUGUAUGAGGACGCCAACGCUCGCAGGACCCCAGUUAACUACAGCACCAAUCCUGUGUCCAGAGGAUCACCCAUGUUGGGACGUACACCAGAAGGUGCAAAAUCUGUUGCACAUGAAAGAAAGAGUGCCAUGACCCCGACACAGAGGGACAGUGUCCCGGCCAAGUCCCCGGUGUCGGGAGGUGACCCCGUAGCCUCUCACAGCCCCUUCGACCCCCACCACCGGCCUGUCGGACCCGGGGAAGUGUACCGACCCCACCUGCCUCCACAUCUGGACCCCUCCCUGACCUUCCACAGAGUGCUGGAUCCUGCGUUCAUGUUCCCCAGGCAACCAUCUCCAACAGGGUACCACAACACCUACCAGCUGUACACCAUGGAGAACACGCGGCAGACAAUCCUCAACGAUUAUAUCACAUCCCAGCAUAUGCAAGGCAUCCGACCUGACAUGGCCCGAGGGUUGUCACCACGGGAACAGCCCGUCGCUCUCCCUUACCCAGCCGGAGCUCGAGGGAUUAUUGAUCUAGCCCAGAUGCCUCCAACUAUCCUGUUGCCUCACCCUGGGGGAACAGGUACUCCCACUUUGGAACGCAUCGCCUACCUCCCUGGAGCUCAGCCCCCUUUCCCUCCUAGGGCUUUCAACCCAACCUCCAUAUCGCCAGGCCACCAAGCCCACCUGGCCGCUGCAGCUGCUGCCAGUGCUGAGAGGGAACGAGAGAGGGAGCGCGACCGGGAGCAGCAGGAGAAAGAGAGAGAAAAGGAAAGGGAAAGGGAGCAGCGAGACAGGGAGCGGGAGCGGGAAAUGCGAGAACGAGAGCGGGAGCGAGAGAGAACCAAUGAAUACAUCAGAGGAGUUUUGUGUUUUUCAGGUGUUCAGGAGCAGCCGGGGCGGCCAGGGAGUCGGAGUUAUUUGCACUCCCCCUCGCCCUCGCUCAGGACACAGGAGGUAGUUGUUCAGCAGCGGCCGAGCAUCUUCCAGGGAAAGAGUGUCAUCACCUCUCUGAUGCCUCAUUCAGCAGCAGCGACAGCAGCAGCACAGAGCAACUCUCGCUACAGUGCAGCUGAUGCUCUGGCUGCUCUGGUGGACGCUGCAGCCUCCGCCCCGCUGAUGGACGUGGCCAAGGGGAAGGAGAGUAAACACGAGCGGGAGGAUGAAAUGGCUGCAGCUCGGCGAGCAGCCAGCCUGUCGGAGCAGCAACAGCAGGAGGCAGAUAGGCGCUCCAUGCAGUCACCGUAUGGAGCGAUGUCCCUGCCAGGGGGAAAGCCCCAUCCAGCUUACUCUGAGGGCCCUGGAGCCGGGGGUAAGGAUAAGGGCCCACAAAGCUCAAAGUCCCGCAUCGAAGAGGAACUUCGUACUCGUGGAAAGACAACUAUCACAGCCGCUAACUUCAUUGAUGUCAUCAUCACGCGGCAGAUCGCCCCGGACAAAGACUCACGAGAGCGAGGCUCUCAGAGCUCCGACUCAUCGAGCAGCUUGUCAUCCAAUCGAUAUGAUAACACCGGUGGAGGAGCCAUUGAGGUGAUAAGCCCUGCUAGUUCCCCAGUCCAACCCCAACAGGAAAAACCAGAGGAACAACAACAACAACAACAACAACAACAACAACAACAACAACAGGCAGCAGCAGGUAUGCGGAGCUACGACAUGAGUCGUUACCGGCAACCAGCGGAGCCACCGCAACCCCAGCAGACUCACCGGGUCAUGACCUUAGCAGACCACAUUUCGCAUAUCAUAACCCAGGACUUUGCCAGGAAUCAGGAUCCUGCUCCUGUCUCCUCCUCAGCUUCGGCCACAUUCCAGAGCGUGGUGCCAACCGUGUCCUCUUCUGGGCGAGCCAAGAUGGCCAGCCGCUACAGUCCUGAGAAUCAGAUCCAGGCCCCACACCACCAGAGACCCUCCAACAGAGUUUCUCCAGAGAAUGCCCCUGACAAGCCCAGAGCUAGGCCUGGUAAAUCUCCAGAGCGAGGGGGCCGGCAGAUGGAGAACUACGAACCCAUCUCUCCACCACAGAGCUACCAAAGCAUGGACAAACAGGACGCUGUCGGGGGUCCACCCCAGAGGCGAGAAGAAAACACAGAGAUCAGGAGCGACUCGCGGUCCCCGGGGAGUGUCAGCUACUUGCCCUCUUUCUUCACCAAGCUGGAGAACACCUCGCCAAUGGUGAAAUCCAAGAAGCAGGAGAUCUUUCGUAAGUUGAACUCCAACUCUGGUGUUGGUGAUUCUGAUGUUGGAAACGCCCAACCUGGCACAGAGAUUUUCAACUUGCCUGCUGUUACCAGCUCCAGCAGCAUCAACCCCAGGAAUCACUCAUUUAGUGACCCAGCCAGUAACCUGGGACUGGAGGACAUCAUCCGCAAAGCCUUGAUGGGAAACUUGGAGGAGAGACCAGACGAGCACCAGGGAGGACUCAACAACACGACCGGCACAGGCAGUGAUGCCCGCCAGGAGUCCAACCCGUCCCCAAGUAUGGGGAAGCAGAAGCAGGGCAAAGCCAACAGCCGUAAAUCCAAGUCACCUAACCUGGGUCAGGCCUACGCUGGAGGGGAGCGUCCCUCUUCAGUGUCCUCCGUCCACUCCGAGGGAGAUUAUCACAGACAGGCCCAAGCCCAGGCCCAGUGGACCUGGGACGACCGACCUUCAUCCACAGGAUCAAUGCAGUUCCCGUACAACCCGCUGACCAUGCGCAUCCUGAGCAACACGCCUCCCACCUCCAUAGCUUCCCCCUCCAUACAGAGCCAGCAGCAGCAGCAGCAGCAGCAGCAGCAGCAGCAGCAACAACAACAACAACAGCAGCAGCAGCAGCAACAGCAACAGCCGCCUCCAGCUGGAGCCCCGGUGGCCCAGCAGCAGCGCGUGUGGCAAUCUCUGCUGUCAGAGCAAUACGAGACCCUGUCUGACAGCGACGACUGAACUCUGCUCGCUACAGCCCCAAAAACCCAAAGAGAGGCCUGCGCUAAAGGCUUGUCUUUUCACCCCCAUCUCCCGGAACUAUCCUCGCUCACUGGCGAGUGUGACAAAUAGAUUGGGUGGUGUCCUUUUUAUUUUUGGUGCUUUGGCGCCCCCUGGCUGUUAGCUGAGAGUACAAGCGGCAGCCUGUGACAGGCAGGGCUCUCCAGAACGAGACUGGCUUUGGUCUGGAAGCACUCACCCAGCCUGUUGAGGAAAAUAAACAAAACUCGACAGAGGGGAGGACGUGAGCUAUAGUAAAGAUGAAGAACUUAAUAUGUAAAAAGAAACAACAUAAAAGACUAUUUCUGAAUUCUUAUUUUGAUUUCUGUAAAGAUAUACCUUGUCUUUAAGAAAAUCAUUGUAUGUAAAUAGAGUAACCUUUUGCAGUGUUUUUCUUAACUUGAUUAUUUCUUAUUUUAAUGUCGCUUUUAAAUUGAUCCACUUUAAAUGGGAAGAGUAGGGGUGAAAUCUUUAGUAUCACAGUCGGUCUCUCCCAGUCCACCCCCACCCCACGUGACCUGACACCCACUCUUAAUAUUUUUAUUACCAUAGUGACGCUGAGAGAGACCGGACCUUUGGUUUGUACUUGACCAUGAGUGGAGCACAGAGCUUGUGCCACCCCUGCGCGCCAUCCACCAAGCACCACCAGAGCCUGAACAUCGUGGACAUUUCGAGGAUGAAACAAAAACACAGACUAACAUUUCAAAACCCGCGAUGAUAUUUGAUGCCUGUCUUUGCAUCGCAGUGGAGAUGAUGCUUGGAUAAGUAACUAUCAGAUGGUAGAGGUAACUUCUCAGACAACGUUCUAGACAAAGAAAUGUCUUCAAAACAAGUUGAGAACACUGGUGUCACAGCAGAAAGGUGAAAAGUCUGAUAUAAGCUUAAUUUUUGCCAGAAAAGAUAUCCUUAUGACUACUCCUGGACCCCGUCUGAAUAAUGAAAGUGAGCCAAUGUUUUUUUUUCUUCAAUAGAGCUGACCAUGGUGUGUCACAUGUAGCUGUCUCUCUCUGCAGUUUCCAACCUGUCCAGAAUGAUCUGCUCUGCAAUGUUGUCAUGGUAAAAAAUAGUUUGUCAGGUUUUGCCAUGCCUUGUGACUUGAGAAAGAAGGCAGCUUUAACUAAUUUUCUCAGAGAUAUACGUUGGUGUUUGAUGUUUGUAUUUGUUUCUGUAGUCCCUCUUCUUUUUUCUUUUUUUUUUUGAUACUGUCCUGACAAGAAUCUGAACUCUGUAAAUUGUCUUUCCAUUACACAAAAGACAAAACUAACCAAACAUAAAGAAUGGUCUGCACCAUUGUUGCACUUUUUUGCUUUGUAGCUUUUGACAAAAAAAAAAAAAGCAUACUACCUGCUGUGUAACUUAUUCAACCUCCAGCACAGGAGUAUACUAAGAUGUGCUUUAACUUUUUCCCACCACUCAGAAAUCUGGAUGUUUUGACUUCCUGUCUUUUCUUGUAGCUGGUACAUGAGUUUGUAGUGUGACACUUGCAUCACAGUUACAGUUUUAAGUGUUAUGGUACCGUUAAAUGUUUAGGAGUGUGCCGUCAUGGUGAUUCAAAAACCGUGACCACUUAAUCUCUGCUUUCAUUGUGUCAAUCAACAGGCAUAAAGCUUUGAAUAUUAAUUAUUAUAGGUCAACUUCAUAAAUGGCAGUAACGUUCCUUUGCAAGUAUGUGAAAAAUACACCAUAUUUUGGCUUUUUAGCUUUCACUUUGCUCAGUUAACAAAUUCAUUCUGCUCUAAACUUGAUAUUUCCUUUUCUUCCUUUCAUUUUGAUUUUGAAUCAUUUGUCGCUAGCACAUGUUCAGAUUUUUAUUUUCUGUCAUUUUCAACAUCUUUGUUAUUCAUCCUGUUUUAGAUGGGAUGUUAUGUGUUUACAAAAGGCAAUGACAAAAAAAGUUUACAAACUUGAAUCUUAACGAAAUCCGACAUGAAGCCGAAAAAGAAUUGGAGCAUCUUUUCAGCUCUCUAUCAAACACACAGUGGUGACUUUUUUUGUCUUUUUGAAAUUGAGACUUGAAAACCCGUGUAUCCUAUGAUGUUGAAAUGCAAUGUUUGUAUCGCACAAUGUCUCUUAGUAGGCUAUUACAAGAGUUCAGACCAAUCAAAUAAAGUGGAUCAGUUCUCCACCACUGAAA